CUUGCUGCAAGUGUUCCCAAGCUUGCCAAUUGGGAUUGGGAUGCACGUAUCACAUCUGCUUCUGCCCUUUUCUUUUUUCAGAAGAAAAAAAUUAGCUCUCUGAAAUGAGCUUGCUUUGCCUACAGUGUCUUUGAAAUCAAGAUCCUAAUUUUGCAGCCUAGCCUGGUCCUGAGUAAAACUGUGUGUGUAUACGCACACAAUAUUUUAUUUUCCUAACUUGGCAAAUAGAGGAAGGGAGCAUGUUGCAGUACAUAGAAUCCAAUACAUGGAAGCCAAAUGCAGGUUUCAAACUGAAGUGCUAUAGUAUCUGUGCUGUGGGCAAGCAUUAUGAAGGGAGAGGGGUGGGGAGAGCAGAUUAGAGAAAAGGCAGAUGAAUUGGAAAGGAGGAGGCAGGGGAAUAAAACUUCAUUCACCAAAAAGUAGAGAUUCAGGUUAAUAAGAUAUUUUAAAACCAUUUCAAAUUCAAAUAUUAACAAAGUAAGGUCAGAAUGUUUUACUUUGAUUAUUCUAUAAGCAGAAUAAGUUUUUUUAGCUUUGAAAUCAUCUUUCAACUUUGAAUUUUAUUUUUCUGAAAUGACAUUUUAAAAUGUACAAACACAUUGAACAAAACCAGCUGAAUAUCAACUGGAAUACGAAAGAAUAGAUCCUGAUCCCUUCCUCAGCUUCCCAGCCCCACUGCUCUCCAGUGAAUGACUUGCUGAUUCAGUAUGUAAAUGCUCAUUUGAACUAAUGGCAUAGGAGAGGUUUCGGUUAUCGGAUUACUUUGGUUUACAUUAUUAAUGUGGCAACGUUAUGUCCAGAUAAAACAGCAAUUAGCUAUUUCCAAUCACAUAAUUGUUAAUCGUUUCCUAAAAGGUGGGAAGUAGCAUGCUGGGACUCCUCUGAUGAUUGCUGGAGAGAGCAACAGCAGAACACGGAGCAUUUUUAAUCUUUUGUAUCCAGCAUUUAUGUACUUACAAUAAAAACAAAGUACCAUUUACAAAUCCGAUGUCAUCUACUGAAACUUGUAAAAUUUUGGAACUAAGUAAGGUGGGUGUUUUUUUUUCAAAGCAAUUGAGAGUUAUUCUUGUUAUGACUGCUUCCUGUUCCUGUGCUGAAUUAAGCUGGGACAGCAGCAGUGUGGUUGGUAGGGCUCAUUUCCCCACCUCCUCCCCUCCAAUUUAAUUUACAAGCUGCUGGACAUCGUCCAACAGGAAAUCCAGUCUUAUUGAGAAAACCAUUGAGAAAACCUACAGGAGAAGAUACUGGCUUUAAAUGCUAGUGUGGUUUCAAAUGAGAUCUAGAAAUGUUUCCAGGAACCCAGACAAGAGUUGGUCCCUCCUCAUGCCAGGCUUUGCUGAAGCUGAACCCCUUGGCACACCUUUCCACAGCAGCCCAUGGACAGGACCCUGUGCGAGUGGCCAGAGAACCAACCUGCAGAAGACCUUGCAGAACCAGGUGAGCCUGGUCACCCCAACAUUUCCCGAGUCCACCUGCCUAGGUGCUGAUUUGGGGGAUUUUCCACAGCUUGAGGUAGAAGCAUGAGGUGCUGUCAGCCUGGUCCCAUGCUGCAAGACCCCUGUGAGCACAGCGUGCCCAUGCCGUAGCACCAGUACUCCCACAUCAAACCUUGGAGCAGUUUGAAACCGCAACAGAGCUGCUGUGUGUCUGCAGACAGGCACAGGGAAAGGGUGAAAUGUCCCUUCUUUGUUUCCUCUGAAGAGAAAAAGUGAACAAGAAUCGAAAUUCCUGGGAGAAAACUAAGAAACCCUGCCUGGAGGACCGUGGUUUUUUUUAAUACAGGAUAAAUCGUUUGACAUAUGCAGGGAAACCACACUUGGGUGCCUCUGCUGACUGUGCAGGAAUAUGAUCUUGCAGGGCUGUAUAUAUGAUGUCUGCUCCAAGACCUGUCAGAUACUGGAAAUACAGACAGAUAUAGGACUGUGGCUGCACUGACAGUGAGAAAUCUGAGGUUCAACAGCUCCAUGGAUGACAUUGCAAUUAAAAGGGAUAAAAACAAUAAAAAAAAAGAUGCUCACAAGGUAUCGAUUUACAGUGAGCUCAAGUCUCCAGUUUGUGGAGAGUUGUUUGCUUUUAGAGAGGAUGGUAUGCUGCUCCCAGCAAAGCUAUGUAAACAUUUUCUACCAAGCCAGAAUGUUUUUCCUAGAGCUAUCUCAUGCAUACUGAAGUUCUUAGCUUCAGUUCAGAAGUGUAUUUUACUAGAGAAUUCACAUAAGCAAAAAUGAAGCUCUAGGACCUGAUCCUAUAAAUCUCAUCAGUCAAAGGGAAGCAUAAAAGCAUAAAAGUUAUGCUACUGUGGAGAUGAAAGCCAGAUACUACAUAGCAGGUCAAAAGCCAGACAAGACAGGCCAGAUGCAGAAGAAAGUAAGUUCAGCUUCAUAAUCACAUUUGUGGCGUUAUGUUUUGAAUUUUUUUUUUUAAUACUAUGUCUAUGAAAUGCACUCAGAGUGCACCCUUUCCAGAAACUCAAACAGAGAUUUAUGUGUUUCAGCCGCUACUGAUCUAGUGUGACUGGAUCAUCGUGAAAUAAAAAUGUUCAGGGUAAUCCAACUGAACGCAAUUUGUGUAACAAAAAAAAAUUAAAGUAAUGUUUACAUCUGAAAAAGUUUGCAUAGUCAAGACUACUUGACCUGUUGUUAAGCUUUAUGCUUCAGUGCUAUGUUGGGAAACACUGUCAGCUUUUUAGACUGAAAGGCUCGAGGUCAGACUGGAAAGCUCCUAACCCUUCUCUGAUUUCCAUGGGGAAGAGCAGAGCUGAGGAUCAGACUUCAAGGUACAGGAAUGCAAACACUUGGGACUGUGCACAGCUCAGAGGGCUGACUGAGCCUGCCUCACAGGGCUCUGUGCUUGGCACACACUGGUUUGUGUGGCUCCAUGCAGCACUGAAUACUGCAACCCCACCAGCAGUGUGAUAACCAGCCUGGGGAGAGCAUGUUGAGCGUUGUACCCACUUUCUGCACUGAGGUUUGGGGUUCACUUUGCAAGGCAUCACCAGCUUUUGGCUUUCAAAGAAUGAUGUUCAGCAGAAGCUACUCCUUGAUGAAAGGAGAAGGUCCCGAAUAUCCCCGGCCACUAGAAAGUUGGGAGGAAUCGGCUUCAGGUAAGUGCUGGUGUGCAAUGAAGGGGAACCAAGCAGUAGGAAUAAAGCAUGCUGCUUCGUAAUGAUGCUGAUUUUGCAGAUGUAUCUGCCAGAAAUGUCUGCUGCGCCUGGCUGGGUGUGCUCACGCCUGGCAGACGCGCAUGCGUAUGUCGCAAUAACCAUAAGGAAAUGUUACUCAGCUCUGUUUUCCUGAGGGUCUGUGGCACAGAGGUAUCCAUGCUGUCCCAUGGAGAGAGGCUUCGACAGAGACAGCAAGGUACAGAUGUGCUGUUGGGAGUUCACAAGGAGUUCUCACAGGCCAGUUGUACUUUAUUUUCAAAGGUCUUACUGCACCUGGGGCACCUUUCCCAUGCGGAGCAGGGGUUCAACAGGCUCAUCCAACCUGUCGGGCACAAGGUUGAUGCCCCCAGCUCCCAAGGGUGGUAGCUGGGCAGCCUUCCAGGGGGGGUGGCACAUGCCGGGCUGUGACAGCUUUCCCGGGGUUGCUGCUGGGCAGGGAGGGUCAGAGACACAGGAAGUUGGGGAUUUCAUGGCUUGGCUUUAAGGUCUGUUGGAGUUAGUCGUACCGUAAGUCAUGUUUAUAUUUCAUUAAUUCAUCUUUUCUCCUUGUGUGAGAGAAAAGGUAGUAUGAGGUUGCUUUUUAUGUUUAAAAUUCCCUCUGUAUCAAGUUAUUCCUGUAGAGAUAUAAAAAAAUUUACAGAUGCACAAGAUCCGAUAGAGAAAUCUUCAGCAAAAGGUGAAGGACACUACCUGUCCUGCCAGCAAAGUAUUUCUGUCUGCUUUUUAAGUGUUUCAUGUCUGUUUAUUUCUAGUUGGGGUUAGUUGGUGAGUGGAAAAUCCCUGCAAGGAGCAGAAAUUGGAAAGUGAAAGCAAGGCAUAACUGGACAUUUUUGAAGGUUCAUGUGAUUAGGGCGGACUGGGAGCCCUGGAUCUUGGCAGGGGAGCCAGCAGGGGUUAGCAUCUGCCUAUGGAGUGGGGAUAGAGCGAAGAGGGAGGGAGGCAGCAGUGGAGAAAAGCUGCUUGGAAGUAUCAUCCCACCCCACUUGCCUACUUUCCUCUCCAUUUCCCCCAUCCCCCUCAAAUUCCACAUUUCAAAUCCACAAACUUCAAAUUCUUCAACCAGUGCUAGCAGCAGCACCAUUGUGCUGUGCAGAGGGGAGAAAAGGGAUGGCCACAUCCAAAGAAACCUCCUGCUGGAUCUCUUGAAUCUCCUGCAGUGGGACUGAUCUCCUGCAAUGGUCGAGAAGACGAGUUUGGAGCAUUUUCUAGGAACAGACCUGGCUGCUGUUACUGAGCAGAAAGAGCGACCGUGGUCUGAAGGCAGCAUUGGAACAAGUGACAUCUGCAAAGGAGACUUGAGUCUUUCCUCACUCUUUCUUCUGGCAGUCCAGGAACUGCCAAGCCUUUGUUGUGUGGACCUUUGCACUGUAAAUAACUCUGUGAGGGAGCUCCUCCUAUAACCAUUUCCUCUCACUAGCCUGCUCCAAAUUCCCAUGAUCCCUGCCGAAGUAUGAAGGACGUCAGAGCCGGAUGCAUGAUCAUUUCCAGUUUCUGUUUCCGUAUUGUGUUCAAAUUCUUCAGGCAGCUCAGAGCAGACCCUUGCCACAGACCCUUGCAAGCUCCACGGCUGGCAGGGGGGCAUCUCUCAGCUCUGGGUAUGUGAUCCACGAUAGUUAAUGUUGCAGGGACAGUGAAGUGGUGAAAAAAGUGUUGUCUGGGUCCAAAACUGGGAUAUUGACUGGAGUCUGAAGCACAGCAGCAAGCAAAGUAAAAUCCUCCGAAUUGGAAUUAUUGGUGGCUACCUGUUUCAGCUUCUUCUCUUUGUAGGUGCUGUGUCUCUAGGGUAGAGUGCAGAGCAGAGACUUUGCUGGUAAGUAAUGAUAUCCCCUGCUCCAAGGAAUUUGACCUUGUCUGGCUGUCAGACACCUGGCUAGCUCUCACUCCUCAUCCUCAAAAGGACAGGAGAGAGAAAAUAAGAUGGAAAAGUUCAUGAGUUGAGAUAAAGACAAGAAGAUCACUCCCCGUCUUCUCAGAUUCAACUUCACUCCCCUGUUCCUGACUUUUCUACCUCCCCCUGCCCCUACACCCCCCCUCCCCCAAUACAGCAGGGAAGGGAAAUGGAUGUUGUCCUCGGUAACUCAGUGAGAGUUGCCCUCUGCACCUCCAUCAUGCUCAAAAAUUUCCCAUGCUCCAGAACGGUUCAUUUCCCAUGGGCUGCAGUCCUUCAGGAUAAGCCUGCUCUAGCAAGGGUUCCUCUCCACGGACUGCAGCUUCCUUGAGGGCCUGCCCACAUGCUGCAGCGCGGGGUUCUCCAUGGGCUGCAGUGUGGAUAUCUGUUCCACCAUGGUCCUCCACAGGUUGCGGGGAGGCAGCCUGACUCACCAUGGCCUUCUCUAAGGGCUGCAACGGAAUCUCUCCUCCAGCACCUGGACCACCUCUUCCCCUCCUUCUUCACUGGCCAGCGCUGUUUCUCUCACAUUUUUCCUUACUCCUCACUGCUCAGCAGCUUUCUCAGAGGCACCACCAGCUUGGCUGAUGAGCUCCGCUGUGUCCCGCAGUGGGUCUGCUGAGCUGGCUGUGUCUGGUGUGAGGCACCCCAGGGGCUUUGCUCACAGAGGCCAUCCCUUCAGCCAACCACUGCCAGGACCUGAGCACCUGCACCUGGUACAGUACCUGUGAGCAGCAGCUUUGUUUUCCUGAACAUUGAAGGAGGGAUGAUGCUAUCAGUGCCUUCUGAAAGCACUCUGACUUCUGCAGCUGAUCACACACUGCUCAGAAGCCAACUCUUAUGCCUGUUAGCCAGGUGGCAUCACUGGCCUUCAUGCAACAAGCUGAAUUUAUUGUGUCAAGUGUAUUUCCUUACUAUGUGUAUUUUAGAAAGAUAUAUUGUAGAGAAAAACAGUGAUACAGGUCCAAGACAGAGAGGUCAGGGUUAUUUCUGUGGUGCUUACCAUGCCAAUGUCACGGGUUUACUUUUUCUAAGAAAACCAAAUGGGAAUUUUCCUUUGCCCUGCUGCAUGUGGGGGAAGGAUAUUGAGUUGGGAAGACAGCUCUCUGCCUUGGGUGAUUAACUACACAAAGGAGCUGGCUGGCAGAACUACAUUCCAGGCUAAUGGCCCUUCCAAAUCUGCGGGGAGGGGAGUAUUUUCUCCUCCUCUCCUUUCAAACGGGGAACAGUUCACUUUUUGCCUUAAGGGAGGCAAGGUGUGUGUGUAUGUUUUGCACUCGACCUGGUCAUCUGGCUGCUCUCCUCAGCUUGCCUGCGCGCUGCCCCUGCCUCCAGCCCGAAUCUGCUCAGAAUUCAUCGGAGAGUUUGUGCUCGUCGGGGAAACGGAGGAGUCCCGACCGCAGCCAGCCGCAGACAAAGGCAGAGCAAGCAGCCAAGCACUGAUCAGCUCUUCUGCACCUGUGUUAUCUCUGGAUUCAUCUGUCUGCUCCUGAAAUGGAGUACUCCUGGUAUUGGCUUGAUGAUUCUGAGCAGUGGAUUGAGUAUGGGGAAGAGCAUCCAGAUCACUGCUCUGCCAGUGUAACGUCUGCAUUUCUGGAGAAUGAAUAUCUAGCUGACAAGAACGCUGUUGUUUUUUUCUGGGCUGGUUCUCAGCACUAUAAGAUAAACUUUGCAGACAUGGUCCAAACAAAUUUGCUCUUUAAAACACAAAGAAAAGUUAUUCGAUGGCCAAAACAUCCGUUACCUGAAGGUGGACAAGACAGAAGCCCAAACACGACUCUAUCUUGUUCUGUCUAUCCUCCACAAUGGGACCAGUCUGCACUACCUGACACUGGGUUCAAGUUGAUACAGCUCAGCUUUGAUUCCCACGAAUAUGGAAUAAUCAAAAGGCUGUUUGAAAAGACGAUGAAAGAUUAUUGCAUCAUUCAACUUCAGAGGAUCCAGAACCCAACACUUUGGGAACUUUUUCAGUGGCAAAAAGAGAAGAUGAAGAAGGUCAAUAAAUCAAAAUGGGUGGAUGAGCGGCUCCUGUUCCAUGGGACAAAUCCAUCCCACGUGUCUGCCAUCUGUGAGCAGAACUUUGACUGGAGGCUCUGUGGGACUCAUGGGACAAUGUUUGGAAAAGGAAGCUACUUUGCCCGAGAUGCCAGCUAUUCUCACGAAUACUGUUCUGCUCGCAAUGGUCACUACACCAUGUUUGUAGCUCAAGUUCUUGUUGGAGACUUUGUUCAGGGAAACUCUAAAUACUGCCGCCCUCCAGCCCGAGCCAGCAAUUCAAACAGACUUUAUGACAGCUGUGUGGAUGACCCAAUAGACCCUUCCAUCUUUGUCAUCUUUGAGAAGCAACAAAUUUACCCUGCCUAUAUCUUGAAGUACAGCGCUGAGACCCAGUGUGUGGUCCUGUAAUGAAUGGUGGAAUCUCCUUUGAAUUCACAUUGAAUAAAUUACUCUUCAUUAA
Messenger RNA from Pipra filicauda (Wire-tailed manakin), 7506 nucleotides. Its product is annotated as protein mono-ADP-ribosyltransferase PARP12-like. The record is from RefSeq and is a predicted model, not a curated record. The coding region runs from base 6543 to 7454 and encodes 303 amino acids. Gene Ontology annotation, molecular function: NAD+ poly-ADP-ribosyltransferase activity. The transcript has 8 exons. Lineage: Eukaryota; Metazoa; Chordata; Aves; Passeriformes; Pipridae.